AUGGCGGCUCAGAUGGAGCAGCAGCGUGCACCGGAAUUGGCAUUGGCCUGUAUGGAGGAGAGUAAACCUAUUGUACCCGUGGACAUUUCUGCUAGUUCCGGAAUAGGCUUAACAUGGUCAAACCCGGGUAUUCAGCCGCUUAAAACGAAGCCCACAAUGCCAGGAGGCUUCAGUCACAAGAUGGAGACGUGUCCGACCAAUAUUCAGACGAGUAGUAGCAUGGGUGAAUUGCUCGAGGAGGUUGUGCUACCAAAACCUAGCGAUGGUCUCCUUAUGCCCAAUAUGAAUUGUGAUUCCGUGUCGCCCAUAUCAUCAAAUGUGAUAAAAGACCUACAAUUCGAUUCAAGAUUUAUAUCGGACACCUGGUCCUAUGAAGCACCGCAAAACAUGUAUGCACUAUUGACACAACCUCCAACUCCAAUGGAUCCAUUAGCCGGGGGAACAGGUCUUGUGACUCCCUACAUGCAGCUACAAGCUCAGCAACAUCUUCACCUCCAGCAGCAACACCAGCAAUUAGACCAGCAUCUCGAUCAUGUGGACUUACCGCUUCAAAUGUCCCCCAUUCACAACUCCGGUCUGUCAUCCCUCUACAUGUCCGGACCUCCGCUGAUGACGAGCCCACAGCAGAUGAUGAUGCAGCAGCCUCUUCAUGGAUCCGAAUUCGGUCCUGGUUUUCCUACAACACCAAUGGCAGUGAACUUGAGUGACAUCAUGGCCUCAGGUGAUUUGGGCAUGUUCCUUUCGCCGAGCGGGAGCCCGGCCAACUUGGUCAAGCAGCACAUGAUGUCACCCAUGCCGCACAUAGGAGGAGUGGUCAACGUGAAGGAUCUGACGCUCAACGAGUUGCGUCCGCACUUUAAUAAGCCAAUGGCAGUCGUCGCCAAGGAAUUGGGUGUUUGUAUUACGCUAAUGAAGAAGAUCUGUCGUCGCAAUGGACUCGUGCGUUGGCCGCAUCGACGUAUUCGCAGUCUGGUUAAUCGCAUAACAUCGCUACAAGUACUUGCAAGUAACACUGCAGGUGCUGAGCGCAAGCGCUUUCAAGGACAGAUUGCUGGUCUGCGUGAAGAAUUAUCAGCUGUUAUCCAGAAUCCAAACGAGAAGAGUCGCAAGGCUCAAAUCGACAUUUCGACGAUUCCCGUCAAUACAGAGCAGUUGGUGCCGCAGGAAUUCAAAAACGAGUUUCCAGUCGCUGAAAUUGCGGUCGAGAUGGCAGGUGCAUUAGAUAAUGAAGAUGACGCCAAAAGGUGGACGAAGGAGAAAUUGACCAAUGUCACGAAUAAAGCGGGUGCAAUCGAAGAGGCCGACGGAACGAGUGGGGUUUCUGUACAAAAGCGGAUGGAAGGUAAGGGUCCCCAAAGGAAAAAGCGCAAACCUUCAUUUGGUCUCCAUGCCUACCAACCUCCGCCGAUCAAGAUACCUCGACACGAUGAGUUGCCGUCGAUGACCCGCUUAUGUAGCCAAAGUGUACCCGAGAGAAAGCAUCGUGGAGAACGACGAUAUGGUCGAGGACGGGCUACAGCCCAUGGCACCAGCUCUUCAUGUGUGCGGCCAUCCACUACGACCCAUCGCAAAGGUAGGCGCGGUUCCAUUUCGUCAAUUUUGAAUGACAUCCUUGAGUGA
This is a messenger RNA of Peronospora farinosa, 1620 nucleotides long. NCBI's taxonomy places the organism in Eukaryota, Oomycota, Peronosporomycetes, Peronosporales, Peronosporaceae. The record is from the annotation of a GenBank genome assembly.